ACGUCGGAGUAGCUGUGCGCCUUUCCGUGUGUGAUUUCAAGAGUUAGGAGCUCGGGAGCCGUUUGCCAAUAUGUAUGACGCGGACGAGGAUAUGCAAUAUGAUGAGGAUGAUGAUGAAAUCACACCAGAUUUGUGGCAAGAGGCAUGCUGGAUUGUAAUUAGUUCCUAUUUUGAUGAGAAAGGCUUGGUGAGACAACAGCUGGAUUCUUUUGAUGAGUUUAUUCAGAUGUCUGUUCAAAGAAUUGUGGAAGAUGCUCCACCUAUAGACCUACAAGCCGAAGCUCAGCAUGCUAGUGGAGAAGUUGAAGAACCGCCAAGAUACUUGCUGAAGUUCGAACAAAUUUACCUCUCCAAGCCUACCCAUUGGGAGAGAGAUGGUGCUCCUUCACCGAUGAUGCCAAAUGAGGCCAGAUUAAGAAAUCUCACGUACUCUGCUCCACUUUAUGUUGAUAUAACAAAAACAGUCAUUAAAGAAGGCGAAGAACAACUUCAGACACAGCAUCAGAAAACUUUUAUAGGAAAAAUUCCAAUUAUGUUGCGUUCAACUUACUGCCUAUUGAAUGGCUUAACAGAUCGUGAUCUUUGUGAGUUAAAUGAAUGCCCCUUGGAUCCUGGUGGCUACUUCAUUAUUAAUGGAUCCGAAAAGGUUCUAAUUGCUCAAGAGAAAAUGGCAACAAACACAGUCUAUGUGUUUGCCAAAAAGGAUUCUAAAUAUGCCUACACAGGAGAGUGUAGAUCAUGUCUGGAGAAUUCUUCUCGACCCACCAGUACUAUCUGGGUUAGCAUGCUGGCAAGAGGAGGACAGGGUGCAAAAAAGAGUGCUAUUGGUCAGCGCAUUGUGGCAACCCUACCAUAUAUCAAGCAAGAAGUUCCCAUCAUUAUUGUGUUCAGAGCAUUAGGUUUUGUGUCUGACAGAGAUAUUUUAGAGCAUAUUAUUUAUGAUUUUGAAGAUCCAGAGAUGAUGGAAAUGGUUAAACCUUCUCUCGAUGAAGCUUUUGUCAUCCAAGAACAGAAUGUCGCACUAAAUUUCAUUGGUUCAAGAGGGGCAAAGCCUGGUGUCACCAAAGAGAAAAGAAUUAAAUACGCAAAGGAAGUAUUACAGAAAGAAAUGCUCCCUCAUGUUGGCGUCAGUGAUUUUUGUGAGACCAAGAAAGCUUAUUUCUUGGGGUACAUGGUUCAUAGGUUGCUGCUAGCAGCUUUGGGUAGAAGAGAAUUAGAUGACAGAGAUCACUAUGGAAACAAAAGAUUGGACCUUGCUGGACCACUACUUGCGUUCUUAUUUAGAGGAAUGUUUAAGAAUUUGCUUAAAGAAGUACGGAUCUAUGCCCAGAAGUUCAUUGAUCGAGGAAAGGAUUUUAACUUGGAGUUGGCAAUUAAAACAAGGAUUAUAUCUGAUGGCCUAAAAUAUUCUUUAGCCACUGGGAACUGGGGUGACCAAAAGAAAGCUCAUCAAGCCAGAGCUGGAGUAUCUCAGGUAUUAAACCGCCUGACUUUUGCAUCUACUCUUUCUCACCUGCGUCGUUUAAAUUCUCCCAUUGGUAGAGAUGGCAAGCUAGCAAAACCAAGACAGUUGCAUAAUACGUUGUGGGGAAUGGUGUGUCCUGCUGAGACUCCAGAGGGCCAUGCUGUAGGACUUGUGAAGAAUUUAGCUCUGAUGGCUUAUAUUUCAGUUGGAUCUCAACCUUCUCCAAUUCUGGAAUUUUUAGAAGAAUGGAGUAUGGAAAAUUUAGAAGAAAUUUCUCCUGCAGCUAUUGCUGAUGCAACCAAGAUUUUUGUUAAUGGCUGCUGGGUUGGAAUACAUAAAGAUCCUGAACAACUUAUGAACACUCUACGGAAAUUGAGGCGUCAGAUGGACAUCAUUGUGUCUGAAGUUUCUAUGAUCAGAGAUAUUCGAGAGAGGGAGAUUCGGAUCUAUACGGAUGCAGGCCGUAUUUGUAGACCACUUCUGAUUGUGGAAAAACAAAAGCUACUUUUGAAGAAGAGACACAUUGAUCAAUUGAAAGAGAGAGAAUAUAACAAUUACAGUUGGCAGGAUCUUGUGGCCAGUGGGGUAGUAGAAUAUAUUGAUACUCUAGAAGAAGAAACAGUGAUGCUCGCAAUGACCCCAGAUGAUUUACAGGAGAAAGAAGUAGCUUAUUGUUCCACAUAUACGCACUGUGAGAUUCAUCCGUCAAUGAUUCUUGGUGUCUGUGCAUCUAUUAUUCCUUUUCCUGAUCAUAACCAGUCCCCUAGAAACACAUACCAGUCUGCUAUGGGUAAGCAGGCUAUGGGGGUUUAUAUUACCAACUUUCAUGUUCGUAUGGAUACAUUGGCCCAUGUUCUCUACUAUCCUCAAAAACCACUUGUGACUACACGGUCAAUGGAAUACCUACGAUUUAGAGAGCUGCCAGCAGGUAUCAACUCAAUUGUGGCUAUUGCAUCAUACACUGGAUAUAAUCAAGAAGACUCUGUCAUCAUGAAUCGUUCAGCUGUAGACCGAGGCUUUUUCAGGUCUGUUUUCUAUCGAUCAUACAAAGAACAGGAGUCUAAAAAAGGGUUUGAUCAAGAAGAAGUUUUUGAGAAGCCUACACGUGAAACUUGCCAGGGUAUGAGGCAUGCUAUUUAUGACAAGCUGGAUGAUGAUGGUUUGAUAGCUCCUGGGGUUCGUGUAUCAGGAGAUGAUGUUAUUAUAGGCAAAACAGUCACGUUGCCUGAAAAUGAAGAUGAAUUGGAGGGCACUAAUAGACGCUAUACUAAGAGAGACUGUAGCACUUUUCUCAGGACUAGUGAGACGGGCAUUGUGGAUCAGGUUAUGGUAACUCUCAACCAAGAAGGAUAUAAAUUUUGUAAAAUAAGGGUACGCUCUGUUAGAAUUCCACAGAUUGGAGACAAAUUUGCUAGUCGACAUGGUCAAAAGGGUACUUGUGGUAUUCAAUAUAGACAAGAGGAUAUGCCUUUCACCUGCGAAGGUAUCACCCCCGAUAUCAUCAUAAAUCCCCAUGCCAUUCCCUCUCGUAUGACUAUUGGUCACUUGAUUGAAUGUCUUCAAGGGAAGGUAUCAGCUAACAAGGGUGAAAUUGGUGAUGCCACUCCAUUCAAUGAUGCUGUUAAUGUACAGAAGAUUUCUAAUCUUUUAUCUGAUUAUGGCUACCAUCUCAGAGGAAAUGAGGUCCUAUACAAUGGAUUCACUGGUCGAAAAAUCACAUCACAAAUUUUUAUUGGCCCCACUUACUAUCAGCGUUUGAAGCACAUGGUGGAUGAUAAGAUUCAUUCUCGUGCUCGGGGACCUAUUCAGAUCCUUAAUAGACAGCCCAUGGAGGGUAGAUCUCGUGAUGGUGGCCUGCGUUUUGGAGAAAUGGAACGAGAUUGUCAGAUUGCCCACGGAGCAGCGCAGUUUUUAAGGGAAAGAUUGUUUGAGGCAUCAGAUCCAUAUCAGGUUCAUGUUUGCAAUCUUUGUGGAAUAAUGGCGAUCGCUAACACCAGGACCCAUACAUAUGAAUGCAGGGGCUGCCGAAAUAAAACCCAGAUCUCUUUGGUGCGAAUGCCUUAUGCAUGCAAACUGUUGUUUCAGGAACUCAUGUCUAUGAGUAUUGCACCUCGAAUGAUGAGUGUUUAGCUCUUUUAAAAAUCUUGUGUCUUGUUUCUAUGGUAUAGCUUUUUAAAAAAUUUUAAAACAAAAAUGCACUAUGAGAAAAAGCAUUUUAUUUGUUUUGUUUAAUGAUAUGCAU
This is a messenger RNA of Eubalaena glacialis (North Atlantic right whale), 3707 nucleotides long. RefSeq names its product RNA polymerase II subunit B (gene POLR2B). Lineage: Eukaryota; Metazoa; Chordata; Mammalia; Artiodactyla; Balaenidae. The record is from RefSeq and is a predicted model, not a curated record. Gene Ontology annotation, cellular component: RNA polymerase II, core complex. Gene Ontology annotation, biological process: DNA-templated transcription. The transcript has 25 exons. Gene Ontology annotation, molecular function: ribonucleoside binding; DNA binding; DNA-directed RNA polymerase activity. The coding region runs from base 71 to 3595 and encodes 1174 amino acids.